GGGCGGCGCGGCACGGCACGGCUCAGGGGCAGCCCCCCCCUCCCCAUCCAAAGUCUUGCAAACUUUCUGAACUUUAACCCUUUGCAAUGAAACUUUCCAGGCGUGGUGUCUGCGUCCAGGUUUCAUUUUCCUUCACCAAUACUUCAAGGUACAGAGGAGCUGGUAAAGGCACUGCCAUGAAACCGAACUUGAAGCAAUGGAAACAACUUAUGCUGUUUGGGAUCUUUGCGUGGGGUCUGCUUUUUCUGGUGAUCUUCAUCUAUUUUACAGAUAGCAAUACUGCUGAGCCCGUUCCCAGUUCCUUUUCUUACAUUGAAACUAAGAGGCUUCUGCCCCUUCAGGGGAAGCAGAGAGUCAUAAUGGGAGCCAUACACGAUCCGUCGUUCUAUGAAACCAUCGAUGGGAAUGAGGUACUUCUGAAUGAAGACCUUUUAGGUACAUUUAAAUCAGGGACUGGAAGUAUUAAGAAAUGGACUGAUUUGGAAGAUGCCUUUAGAAGUGAAGAUGAGUAUUUUCCAUCCCAAUUAGGAAGAAAAUCAAAAAGUGCUUUCUACCAAGUGAAUGAUGAUUAUUUAUUUGCUGCUGGUCAGCCUCGGUCGCACAGCAACCUUCAAGAGAGAGCAAAAUUCAUCUCAGCAGAUGAGGAUAAUCCAAAAGAAAAUAUUUUACAGAACAACUGGGGCCAUCAGAGAAGAAUGAGGAGAAGGAGCGCAAAGCACAGGAGAAGCAAGAUGCUUGAUGAAUCUGAUGACUGGGAUGGGCUGUAUUCCACGAUGUCGAAAUCUUUUCUUUACAAGCUUUGGAAAGGGGAUGUCUCUUCCAAGAUGCUAAACCCUCGACUGCAGAAGGCGAUGAAAGAUUAUUUGAGCACUAAUAAGCAUGGGGUGCGGUUCAAAGGGAAACGAAACUCUAAGUUGACAGGCGACCAGCUUUUCUGUGAGCUAAAAGAAAGGGUGAAUGUGAAAACAAUAGAUGGCAAGGAGGCUCCCUUCUCCACUCUUGGAUGGGAGAAGCACGUUCCCCAAAUUCCACUGGGCAAAUUGUAUACACAUGGCCUUGGGAGUUGUGCUGUAGUUAUGUCUGCUGGUGCCAUACUGAACUCCUCUCUAGGGGAUGAAAUAGAUUCUCACGAUGCUGUUCUAAGAUUUAAUUCUGCUCCAACACGUGGCUAUGAAAAAGAUGUUGGAAAUAAAACAACCAUGCGAAUCAUCAACUCCCAGAUUCUCACCAACCCAAACCAUCACUUUGAAAGCUCCUUGUACAAAGAUGUUAUCUUAGUAGCCUGGGAUCCUGCCCCCUACUCUGCAAAUCUGAACGUGUGGUAUAGAAGCCAGACUACAAUCUGUUUCACUCCGUACGUACAGCAUCGCAGGAAGAAUCCAAACCAGCCAUUUUCUACUCAUCCAAAGUUUAUAUGGCAGCUCUGGGACAUCAUUCAGGAGAACACUAAAGAGAAGAUACAGCCCAACCCUCCUUCUUCAGGUUUUAUUGGUAUCCUCAUCAUGAUGUCCAUGUGUGACGAAGUGCACGUGUACGAGUACAUCCCUUCAGUCCGACAGACCGACCUAUGCCACUACCAUGAACUCUACUACGAUGCAGCUUGUACCUUAGGGGCCUAUCACCCGCUACUCUAUGAGAAGCUGUUAGUGCAGAGAAUGAACAAAGGUUUGCAGGACGACCUGUAUCGGAAGGGGAAGGUCAUUUUGCCAGGAUUCAAAUCUGUCAAGUGCCCCAAACGAAAUAAUUUCCCACACUUGUAGAAGAGAGUCCUUCAGAAACAAUGUGCAAUAAGGUACUACUGUCGUACUAUAAACAAGGAGAAAAUACUUGAAAAAUGUAUCUUAGACCAAUCUAGUCUUGAGUCUAUAAAUUGUAAUUAAGUAGCAGGCAUGAGAAAUACUUCUUUUCUGAGCCUGAGUAUUUAUUACUGCUUUGCAAAUAAUUAAAGAAAAAAAAGAAAAGCUUAGCUUAUGAAAGGUGCAGAGGACAUACUUAGGCAGACGUUUAAUGUAUUGUUGUGGAUGUGACUGUCAGAAUUUGUCAGUGGUCUCUUAUGCCACAUAUGCUAAAUUGUAACUUUUUUUUCUAAAUGAAUUUAUUUAACUGUUAAAUCUGGCAUUGUGAAACAGCCUGUAUCGUUCAUGUACAGAGCUGCCAGUUGAACAAUGCAGCAUUUCUCAUGGCUCCAUGGGAUUUUCACACUCUCCAAGAAGUAAUUGCUACUCUGAGCUGUGCGUUCAUUGAUUAGAGGAGACUUUUAAUUCCUGUUCACACACAGGUUUAGUUACAGGCUUCCAAAAGUAUAGGGGGCCUUGUGCUGUUUAUAAAGUCAAUGCAGACACACAAACCAGCUAAAUCAGUAAAACUACUGGAUGUAGCUUUGAUCACACUGCUUGGUCACACCAUUGCUCACACUGUGUGGGGCAGAGGGAAAUGAGAAAUUUCUCAUUUCUGUAGAAAGCAACAAAUAUAUUGGUAACUCAUUCAGGAAGAAACUUCUCCCUGAGAGGCCCAUGAAGAAAGUGUGAGGGCAAUUAUGCCUUGCCCUGGUGUGCACAGAUUAAAAACUAUCCAAAGAAAGUCAAGGGAGGCUGUGUAGCGCACAUAUCGCACUGAAAGCAAAUGUAGAGGGAGCUCACCUUUCUGCAGCAAAGAUAGCAUUCAAGAUUAUAGACAUCAUUUGUUAGGCGUUUCAUUGUGAUACAAAUCAAUUUCACUUGCUCACAAGUUACUGCUGUUAAGUAUGGGGAGUUGUCUGACAAAAGAGGAUAUCAGCUUUUUUUUUUUAUUUAUUUUUAUUUUUUAUUUAACCUUUGAAAGGCUAUACCCCAGAGAAGCUGUAAUGCCUGGAGAAAAAAAAACAAACUGACUGUGGAUUGCAUAUGGAGAUAAUUUAAUAUUUUCCUUCGUAACACACAAUGAGAAUAUUCUCUAAGGCUGUUCUGAAAAUCCACCUGAACACUAACACAUUUAAAACAGUACAACUUCAGUUUCAGAUUUUCUUAUAGGCUGGAAGAUUUGUUGAUGUUGUUGUUGUGUUAUUCUUUUUCCUUGUUUUUCUGUCGGUUUUUUUCCACACAACUGUACCCUUUCUCUUAGGGUAAGUUCAGUAGAAAAGUAUGUGUCCAAAACCACAGCUGUAACCUUUUUAUGUCCAUUCAGUAAAAAUGCAAACAAUUCAAAGAGGCACUGAAGAGUAGCUGAGUUGAGUGGUUGUGGUGGAAAGUAUCUUUUGUCUUAAGCAACAGGAAGGCAAUUAAAGAGUGCAAAUGGUAUUAAUGACUACUUCCCAUUCAAUAGUAAUGUAAGUAUCACCAGAGAAUUCUUUUUCUGUCACUCUGCUCUUAGGGACUGAUCAUUUUUCCCUCCUCAGAAGUGAAUAAAAUGUCUUCUGUGGGGCUUAGCUUUCUUUUCCUAUGUAGCCUCAUAAUUUGGGCUAUAUGGUCCUCUAAGAUUCCUCUUGUUGACAGACAGUGUGUCCAGAUGGUCUAAAAAACUGUACUUCUGUGUUGUGUGGAUAAUCAUGUCCAUGAAUCAUUUUGGUCCAUAUUGAAAUGAAUGGUUUUUAUUUAUGUUAGCCUUAGACUCUGGAUAUAUUACAUACUGAUUUUUUUUAAUGUUGUAAGUCAGCAGCUUUUAUUCUUAAUAACAUUGUUAUUUAAUCUUGCAGAGAAAAGAUAACCUACUUAGAGCUAUUCUAUUUUUCCACAUGCUUGGUAGCCUGUUUGCAAAACAUUUGAAAUCUGAACCAGUACUGUCAAAUAUGUCUCUCUCUCUCCAGUAUGUAGGAUUAGCUACAACAUCUUUGUAAAGAAAGGGACUUGAUUACCUUUCUAGGACUAAUGAAUAUACUACUUCUCCAUAAACAGGAAAUGAUCAAGUUCUUAAAAAAAUAAAUAAAUCACUUUGGUCUGCAAUCACUAACCUUAAACUUUGUUUUCCACGAAGAAGAAAAAUACUAACUGUAUUUCUCAACUACCCACAGCAGGAUUAUGUUGUAUUAUUCCCUUGGUAAUCUGUCAGAAUAAUCCACAUAUCUGUUGUACAGAACAGUGGGAAUUUUACAAGGUCUCAUGUAACAGGUGAUGAACAUACCUACUUAAUACAUCAUUUAAAUAACGAUGCAGAACCAUGUCUGAGACAUCAGAAAACUAACUGUAUAUUUUUAAUUUACUGGACUCUGCACAUUCAAGCCCUUUCAGCAGAAUCGUCUUUGCCAGUACGCCAAGACUCUUUAACCUUUGAAGAUAAUUACUGCAACUGUUUCCAGGAGAACGUGGUGUGUUCUUGCCAGCUGCAUCCUGAUUUAUACAGCAGUCAAUCAAUGCUCCUUCCACUAGUGCUGUGUGGGUGCUGUAGCAUCACCUUAGAAGAUGCCACAGAGCUGUGCUGCCAGCAAUUACUUUCUUGCAAUGGAGGAAGACCAACUUGUGAUGCCCAUCUUCUUGAAAAAAUAAGUACCCCAGGAGUGGCUUCCCAGGACUGGUUUCCACUGUGAUGUUUCAUUGGUCUGUCUGAUCAAACACCUGGUGGCUGCUUAAAGAGACUUUAUUACCCUACCAUGUCUUGUCCUUCUUUUUUUGACACAAGUGCAAGUGCACUUGAUUUGCUAACCAAGGGCUCACCUCCACUUUGUGCAACAGGGGAACGGGCAGAAAUGAAGAGGGAACAUAAAGGACCUUCAGAGGUGCUGCCUUCACCAGUGCAUACACUCUCUGUGGCUUUGGCAUUGGUGGCUUUCAUGUGAGCUCACCAUGUAUUUUUGCAUUUACAGGCAUAUUUCGCUGUCCCUCAGAAGGGCAGAGAGGUCUUUACAAAGAUUCAUUCAACUUGAAACGAUGAGUGAGCGUGUAGUAACACUGAAUCUACAAUCUUUUAAUAAUAGCAACAUGUGAGAGUGCUGGUUUUAGAUACUUGCAUUAAAUGUAGACAAUGUGAAAGGAAAUGCAUUUUCCCACGCAGAUAUCACAGGGUUGUGUGGUGUUUUGUUUUUUUUUUUAUCUUUUUUCUUUUUUUUUCUUUAAAAAAAAAAAAAAAGAUAUAGGCAUGGCUUCUUAGCUCUUCUGUGUGGCUAUUGUACACUAACAGAGAGUACCAUAGGCAAGGGAGGUCUGCACAAGCCUGGCUCUUGACAUGUGUCAUCAGCAAAGCAAAUGCUAGGUGAUUCCUGAGCUCCCUUUACACGUGGUACAAUGAUGCAGGUUUUAAAUGUAUGGAGGUUUCCUGACAAGUAGGAAUAAAUUGCCUUCAAAAGCUUUAGAGACUCUUUUCUGUACCCUGGUGCUGUGGACAAAAGUUGCACUUAGUUGAAACAAAACAGAAACACAGCAGCAUCCUAAGUAAAUAUGCUGAGUUUAUGUUGAAUUGCAUUAUGCUCUUUUUCCCACUGUGAAUUCUUUUUUGACUUGUGGUGCUCUAUCCUUUUAUACAUUCAGCCUUUGGAUGGUUAAGUCAAGGUAUUCUUCUGUUUAUUAAAGAAAAAUUAUGACAGAUUUUGCCUCACUUUGAGCCAAAAUCUUUCUAUCUUUCUAAUUAUUAAUUGUUCCAUUUGUUUAUAGUUCUAAAACUUAACCUGCGCAUAAACUCACAGUUCAGUUUAGUAAUUCCUUAAAUUAAACUACUAAAUCUUAAGAAAUAUGUACGUUAAGACAGAGAGAGAUUGUUUACACACUCUAAUCUGCAAUCUCUCUGUACAAAUUUAACUAAAUCAUUGCUUGUCUUUGAUCAGGACACUUUCUUUGAU
Molecule: messenger RNA, 5743 nt
Organism: Cygnus olor (mute swan)
Lineage: Eukaryota; Metazoa; Chordata; Aves; Anseriformes; Anatidae
Gene: ST6GAL2
Product: ST6 beta-galactoside alpha-2,6-sialyltransferase 2
Molecular function (GO): sialyltransferase activity
Source: RefSeq, a predicted model, not a curated record